Molecule: messenger RNA, 3588 nt
Organism: Chrysemys picta bellii (western painted turtle)
Lineage: Eukaryota; Metazoa; Chordata; Testudines; Emydidae
Source: RefSeq, a predicted model, not a curated record
AAUGGGAACUUCCUCAAAUUUGUUGAAUAUCUAGCUUUGUUUGACCCGCUUAUGGAUGAGCAUCUUCGCAGGAUUAAGGACCAGGAGAUGCAUGUACAAUACUUAGGGAAAGACAUACAGAAUGAGCUUAUUCAGCUUCUAUCCAAUGCCAUCAAACAAAAAAUCCUAGCAUCUGCUCGUGCUGCAAAAUACUUUUCGAUCAUUCUAGAUUGUACACCAGAUGCAGGUCACGUUGAACAAAUGACCAUGAUCAUUCAAUUUGUGGAUAGGCCUACUUCAGAGACGGAGAAUGAGACUGAAUCAGUAUGCAUAAAGGAACACUUCUUGGGAUUUGUGUCGCUUAUGGAGACAACUGGAGCUGGUAUGACAGAAACUAUUCUUCACCAGUUAGAAGAGAUGUCAUUGCCUAUAGAAAACUUGUGUGGUCGAGGCUACGACAAUGGGAGCAAUAUGAAAGGGAAAGAAAAUGGUCUUAGUGACAUCUAUGAUGCUCUGAUAGACAUCUAUGAAGACACUACUCUAACACGAUCAUCUGGCAAUAUGUCACGAGUUGAUGCAAAGGCUCUUACAAGCCAUUUCUAGUUUUUUGUUUCUCUUGUUUUGUGGUAUGACAUAUUGUUUGAGAUCAACAUGACUAGCAAACAACAUCAGGCAAAAGAAUUCGACAUAUGUGAUGCCAUUAAUCAACUUGGAGAAACGAAGAAGUUUCUUGUGGGCUGCAGAAGUGACGCAGCCUUUGAGAAAACAUUGGUAGAUGCAGGUGAACUUGCGGAGGAGUUUGAUGUACCGACACUUUUUGAACCAGAUCCAAUCCAUAUUAGAAAGAAGAGGAAGCAGUUCACAUAUGAAGCAGAUGACAAACCUAUUUAUAAUCCGAAAGAAAAAUUCAAAAUGAACUUUUACUUUGCAGUCAAUGACACAGCAAUACAUUCAGUUGAAGAAAGAUUCACAUUGAUGCAGCAAAUUAGUUCAGUAUUUGGCUUCAUAUAUGAUGUUCACAGUUUGCAAAAUAAAACACCAAAGCAAAUUAUGGAACAUUGUUUGAAUCUGGAGCAAGCUUUGCAACAUGGUGAAUCCAAAGAUAUUGAUGCCUUUGACUUGUGCAGCGAAUUGCACGCUAUUGCAAGAUGAGUCCAAAGGAGUUGAUCACCGCAAGAUGUAUUGAACUUCAUAUGGGAAAAUAAGCUGACAGAUAGUGUCCCUAACACAGUUAUUGCUCUUCACAUCCUCUUGACUCUCCCAGUUUCUGUGGCCAGUGGUGAGCGAAGCUUCUCGAAGCUCAAGUUGAUAAAAACAUACAUGCGAACAUCUAUGUUGCAAUAAAGACUUGUUGGGCUAUCUAUCUUGUCAAUAGAACAUGACAUUGCUCACAGCAUUGACUUGGAGGAACUUGUUUCUAAAUUUGCUAAACUUAAAGUGCGGAAACAUAAAUUCUAAAUUAUAACAUGUUAUUCUGUGACAGUGUAUUGUGUAUAAUGUAUGUGAUUUAUUUUGUGGCGGGGGGCGCAAGGUGGAAGUUUCGCCUAGGGUGCAAAAUAUCCUUGCACCGGCCCUGGCUAUAAUGGCAAGGAACAGAUGUAAUUCAUAUGAAUCAGGAAAGAAAACAAAGUCUAUCUUUGUUGUGAUCUACUGAUUAUUUAACAGGACUGGGAAUCAGGACUCAAGGGUCUCAGCCCUAGACAAAAGAUUUUGCUAAACUGGGAUUAACACUAAACUUGUAUCAAUAAUAUAAGGAAAAUAAUCCAAACCUUUCAGAUCAAUAGAUGAGCCAGAGCUACGAAAUUCAGAUCCAGAGUUUGAAAACUCCCAAAUGGCAGGAGUGUUUGGUUCCAGAGUUUUGGUUUAGCCAGUCGUAGAGAAUGGAACCAUCCAUUAUAGUUUGAAUCUGUGAUCUAGCACCCCUCCCCUACAAAAGUUCAGUGAUGCUCAGAUCAAAUGGCCUGGCUUGGACCUAUCUCUAAUUAGAGUUAUAACUUCUUUAAAAAUAAAACAUUUGAAAUCCAAAAACACUCUAAGUUAAGAUCGCCCUAAAACGAGUAAAGGCCUGAACAUUGGAAAUGCAGAGUUAUGCGGCCAGAUCCUCAGCUGGUGUAAAUUGGCCUAGUUGCAUUGACUUAUUUGGUGCUGCACCAAUUUACACCAGCUGAGCCUCUGGCCCAUUUCUCAAAAAGGAGUAAUUCUAUCUCUUCACCCCUUCACUCUGCACACCACUGGUCCUAGCCUGUCUUUCAUGUUUUGUCAAAUGACAUACCCUUGGCUCUGAAUCUAGGAUUAGCAUCCAAUAUCUGAAAAAUGGACAGCGUUAAGAUAGAUAUUGGGUUGUCUUUCUCAGGCUUCUGUUGGAAUGCUGGACCCAGCUGGAUUCCUUUCAGCUAAGAACAAGUUAUCUCCAAUUCUCAUGCACUUUCUCCUUGACAUCGUUCCAGAGGAAUUCAACUGCCUUGAUGUUUCACAGAGAUGCACAGUAGCAUUGUCAGGGAGAGGACCAUGCAGCCAUUGCUGUACUCUGAAACAAGGCAUGGCAUGUACUGCCUUCCUUUCUGCCAUGCUAGCUUCUGACAAUGGCCUCUGCAGAAGAGUUUGGGGAUCCUGAGCCCCACUCCAACAUCUCUUGACAAAUCUAGCAGUGCCAGCAGUGGCACUAGGUUAAACCUGUUUUUCAAGGAUGUUUGACACUUUAUGGGAACUCUGGGAAGGUGACCGUGCUAGCCCUAAUCGUAUCUUUUUACACUCAUUUUAAAUGUUAAGUAAAUCUGGUUUUCAUGAGGUUUUUAUUUAUAGCUAAUGUGUUCUGUUUCUAACGUGGCUGGGUACAUGUGUAAAAUGUUUAAAUCACAUUAAACAUACCCAAAAUAUAAUAUCCUCCAUGCUGGUAUCUUGGCCUUAUUCAACCAUAUCAAACACUAGCUACCAGUAUCAAGUGAGAUUGCUCUUUUAAAAAAAAAAAGAUCUCACAUCUGGGUCAAAUAAACUCUGCAUAAUUAGUAAAUAUCUUGUUCAUCUCUCUGUUACCUGCAACUUGAGAGCUCUUCUCAUCUUUGAUAGCAUUAAGACCAACAUCUCAUUGUUUACAUUACUUCAGUCAAUAUGUCAAUAGCGUACCCAGUUUCUCUCACCCUCCCGAUAAACGGAUCCUUACCAAAAAACUGCAGGUUCAGCUUUUCCAUGCAAGAUCUUGUGUUAAACAUAUACUUGGCAUCCAGAAGCUACACAACAAUGCUUUCCUGUUCAGUGCUCUGUAGUUAUGUCAUCUGUACCUUUCUUUUCCUUAAGUUAAUUUGUUCUUGUAAUUUGAGUUUUUUUAAUUUGCUGAGGCACGAGGUGAUCUUGUGAUUUAAAGAAAUUUGUCUAGAACAUGAGAUAUUACCCUCUAUUCCAUUUUCUUAAGCCAUCUGAGUUUAUGAAGGUUAAACCUGGUAAAAGCUACAGAAAUACAAAUUUCACAAGUUAGAAUGGGAACUGUCCUAUACUUCAUGCCAAAGAUGCAAGGUCUGACAGCUGCUUAAGGAGGCUAUGCAGUUCAGAGUUGCACUAGCUUGUCGUUUCAGAGCUAUUUUUAUUAUGCUAUAAUGGGAAACAAACUUAAUU